Messenger RNA from Rotaria sordida, 867 nucleotides. The record is from the annotation of a GenBank genome assembly. Lineage: Eukaryota; Metazoa; Rotifera; Eurotatoria; Philodinida; Philodinidae.
AUGCAACAAGAAAAGGAUACACAAGAAGAAUUUUAUUUUGAUUAUGUUCGAUUACUUGUUGAAAAUCGAAUGCUUCAUCGAUCAGGUUAUUAUUUGGGUGCAUCAAAUCAAUUUGUUCGUAUAUUUACAUUAACCGGUCGUCGAUAUUGGCUUGCACAAGCUACUAGUGAACAUAUUACAGCCGAUUGGAAAAUACAUUUUUCAAUUCGACCUCGUGAUAUUUCUUUAGCAUUUAAUCUUCUAUCAGAACUCUAUUAUGAUAUGAAAUUACCUAUUGGUCUUAAAGCUCGAUAUCCAGAUAACUGGAAAGAUUUUGAAAAUGAAUGGCCUCAACAUAUGUCGGGACGUGAAAUCACUGUUUAUAUACUUCUCUAUGAAAAUACAUUAAAAAUUCAUCAAACAAUGCUUUAUUCUAGUAAUAAUUUAUCGCAACCAAUAACUAUGAUUGAUUGGAUAUUGUCAAAUACAGAAGAUAUAUAUUCAAUGCAUGAUUUAACACCUAAAGACGAAAUUCCACUUGAUCGAUAUCUUGAUUAUGCUAAUCGAGCUGAAAAAUUACUUGAACAAUAUCGAAUUGAACCAAAUGGAUGUGCUAUUGGUGAUUAUCCCAUUGGAAAAUAUUCAUCAUUACGUAAUGAAAAAUUUGUUGCUAUUGAAGAUCAUGAACAUGAUGAAAAAAUACGACUCAUUUAUCCACCAAAUGAAUGUGGUUAUAAUGGUUCAAAAGAUAGACGAGAUUUAACAAAAGAAAUAAUUGAUUUGAAAACAUAUCGAAAACGUAAAAGACAAAAUAAAAUAAUCAAAAUUUUAUUUACAAUAAUAAUUGUUUUUCCAGUAAUUUUUUUUAUAAAUAAAUUAAUAUUUUAA